UUCGUCUUUCAUUCCGCGAAAUUAGCGGCAUUCGGAGAGCCGGCUAAUUACCGCGGACUAAUCUCGGAUCGCCAGAUGGAUUCUAGCGAAGACGUGUCUGCUCGUAUCCUGCUGAAAAAUGUGCUCGACACCGAAGCGCCCCGGACGCCCGUUACCCGCAGCGCCUCUGCGGCCAAAGGCGUGGCUCAGGUCCCCACUGGCGGGUCCAGAUGCAGUGACAGGCUGAGGAGAGACUCUCUCAGCCUCUCGAAGAAGAUUACGACACACAGACUGAGGCAAAGUAUCAAGACGAGGCUGUCCAGAGUGUCUAUGCUCUCCAGUGAGAAGAGCAGGCUCUCAUCUGUGGUCCUGACAAACACACCCGCUCCAUCAAAAGUCUCCAUCCUUCGCGAUGAUUCCAUCACGCCGAGAUACCUGCUCAGGAACAUCCUGCUUGCAGAGCCUGAGGUGUCACUCCUGGCUCACGAGGGGACUGAAAAGAAGAAAACUCAAUUGCCUUCUGAUGAACUCACCAUGGUCCACCAGUCCAGCACGGAGCUGUCAGAGCUGGACCUGCCUGAGAUGACCAUGAUGACCAGAGCCAGCACUAGGAAGAGACUGGGAAGGAAGCGGCCGCGUCAGAGCCUUAAUGUCACCACCUUCGAGAGGAAUCUGGGAGAAUAUGAUGAUGUGGAAGAGAAGGGUGAAGAAACAGGAGAGCUCUCAACGUUGUCUUUGGGAUCUGUCAAGAUGCCAUAUGCAGAGAUUCACACUGAGAAAACAGGACUGAGGAGACGGAUAACGGACCAUUGCAGAAUCAGCGUGGAGGAAUUUGGUGCCGCGGUUCAGACGAGAAAAACAGCAGGACACAAUAGUCAGGAGGUCACGUUGUCUAUGAAUGAGAUGGCCCACUCAAAGGGCUUCACCCUGGACUUCAGCAACCUCUCUCAGCCUGACUUCACCACUAACAUUACCAACCAGGAUAUAUCCAUCUGUGCUCCAUUGUCCUCCAUCCCGGGCUCCUUUAUCACACAGGGUGAUGCCAGGGCACCCUCUCCUCACAGAGACACUGCAGAGGGAGAGGAGGGAGGAGAGGGGCAGAGACCAUCUGAACAGCCACUUAAUGACCAAGAGGAAGCCACGUCUCUGAUUGAAGAGGAGGAGGACUUGGAAGUUUCUGAGAAAAAAGAAGAAACCAACGCUCUUGUAGAUUUACAGACAGAAGAAGUUGUAGCAGAAUCACAGACAGAGGGAAAAGUUGUAUAUUCACAGACAGAGGAACCUGAAGUUAAAGCAGAGUUGCAGAUAGCAGAUUCACAGCCUGAGGAAGACAUGAUUGUAGCAGUUAAUCAAAUAAAAGAAGAGGUAGCGUUUGAGACGUAUUCACAGACAGAGGAAGAAGAUAUAUUAUGUGAUAAUAAGGCAGUAGAAGUGGAAACAGAUAAUGGGAAAGUAGAGACUGAAUUUGAGACAUGUUCACAGGCAGAGGAAGAUGUGGCGGGGGAUGAUCAGGCAGUAGAAGAAGUCAAAGCUCUUAAUGAGACAAAGGAGGAAGAGUUCGGAGCAGAUUUGCAGACAGAAAUCAUGGCAGAUUCACUGCCUGAGGAGGACGAGAUUGUACCAGUUAAUCAGACAAAAGAAGAGGCAGAGAUUGAGACGUAUUCACAGACAGAGGAAGAAGAUAUGGUAUCCGAUAAUGAGGCAGUAGAAGUCAAAACAGGUAAUGGGACAGAAGAGACAGAGUUUGAGACACAUUCACAGACAGAGGAAGACGAUAUGGUGGUAGAUGAUCAGGCAGUAGAAGUCGAAAUAGAUAAUGGAACAGAAGAGACUGAGCUUGAGACACGUUCACAGACAGAGGAAGACGAUAUGGUGGUAGAUGAUCAGACAGUAGAAGUCGAAAUAGAUAAUGGGACAGAAGAGACUGAGCUUGAGACACAUUCACAGACCAAGGAAGACGAUAUGGUGGUAGAUGAUCAGGCAGUAGAAGUCAAAGCUGUUAAUGAGACAGAAGAGGAAGAGUUAGGAGCAGAUUCACAGAUGGAAGAAGCCUUUAAAACUCAUACCAAUGGAGGCGGUGAUGCGGAAUUGACAUUACAGCUGUCUGAUGUCAAGCACAUCGUUCGCAGAGCUCGUCACUCAGAAGCUGUCCCCAUCAGACCUGUGGCUGUAGAUGAUGGUAGGGGCUACUACAGCAUGGGGGCAGUCCCCAGAGCAUCUGAGGUUGGUAGCGCUGCUGAGGGGCACAGCGGUGUAGCUGCAGCAGGCACUGAGCAUAGCCACGGCCAUUCUGAUUUACUUGACGAAGCUCCAUCCCUACUUGGUGGACAUAGCAGGGAAGGUUCUGAUGGCUCUGAAGACGAAAAGGACUCCCAUCCUCCAGGGAGGUUAGAUGAGGACAGUGAGAGAUCAGCUGGCCAGGAGGAAGAAGGAGCGAGUGACGGUAGCGCUGCUGAGGGGCACAGCGGUGUAGCUGCAGCAGGCACCGAGCAUAGCCACGGCCAUUCUGAUUUCCUUGACGAAGCUCCAUCCCCACUUGAUGAACAGAGCAGGGAAGGUUCUGAUGGCGAGGAGGAAGAAGGAGAGAGUGACGAACUCCCCUUGAAGACUCCGGCCUUCGUCCGACAGAGGAGGUUGUUUCCCUCCAUCUCUACAGCCUCACCUGCUGUUCUGUCAAGUACCUCCACACAUGUUGCAGGUGAAAGUUCUGCUCCAGCUCAGCCCAGGAAAGCCCAGAGGAAGAAGAAAACGCUGGCUAAAAGCAAGCCGAGCCUUCCUAAGAGCUACCUGAUGGGUGUAUUUAAGCACUUUGCCAAGACCAAGGUCUCUGCAGAUGUCUACCCUGCCCUCCAAAAAAUUAUGGAUCGAUUCUUUGACCGUAUGGCUGAGGACUUGGAAACAUAUUGUCUACACGCAAAGAGGAAAACCAUUGAAGUGGAAGAUGUUGUGCUGCUGUUAAAAAGACAGGGCCAUGUGAAUGACCAGGUUCCUGUCGAAGUGCUGAUAGAGAAAUACCUCCCUAUGGAGUAUCGCCGACUCCUCAUCCCCGUGGCUACCAGCGGGAACGUUGUCGUACCGAAACUUAAGAGAUGAGAUGUCUUUGGUUCAGUCUCCAUGUGGAUGCUUCACACCGCUGUCCACUUGUUAAGUUUAUCUGAUAUAAAGUUAUGUUCUGUGAUCCACUUUUUUCUGCAAUUCAUUUUUUUUUUUUUUUUUUUUCUGAUUUUUCCCCUUUUUUCUCCCAAUUUAGUGGCCAAUCGAUCCCUAUUUUAAUUCAAACACCCACCCUCAUACUGCCUGCGUUCGCCAACUGCAUCUCUCCGGCCGGCAGUCUCGAAGGAGACCGCCUCCCCACUUUUGUGACAAGGCGACUCCAAGCCGAACCACUGUUCCUCCGACACACACAGAGACGCAUUCACGUGACGAACACAAGCCGACUCCGCCCCCCUCCCGAAGACAGCGUUGCCAAUGAUCGCUGCUUCAUGGAGUCCGGCCAUAGUCGGAUCUGACGAGACCGGGGCGCGAACCCCGGUCCCCAGUGGGCAACUGCAUCGACGCAAAGCCGAUGCUUAGACCGCUACACCACCGCGGACCCCCCUGCAAUUCAUUUUUUUGACCAGAUUAUACCCA
Messenger RNA from Lampris incognitus (smalleye Pacific opah), 3609 nucleotides. RefSeq names its product centromere protein T-like. Lineage: Eukaryota; Metazoa; Chordata; Actinopteri; Lampriformes; Lampridae. Gene Ontology annotation, biological process: chromosome segregation; kinetochore assembly; mitotic cell cycle. Gene Ontology annotation, molecular function: protein heterodimerization activity; DNA binding. The coding region runs from base 76 to 3072 and encodes 998 amino acids. The record is from RefSeq and is a predicted model, not a curated record. Gene Ontology annotation, cellular component: kinetochore. The transcript has 14 exons.